This is a messenger RNA of Microplitis mediator, 1702 nucleotides long. RefSeq lists its product as uncharacterized. Gene Ontology annotation, molecular function: olfactory receptor activity; odorant binding. Gene Ontology annotation, cellular component: plasma membrane. Lineage: Eukaryota; Metazoa; Arthropoda; Insecta; Hymenoptera; Braconidae. Gene Ontology annotation, biological process: detection of chemical stimulus involved in sensory perception of smell; sensory perception of smell. The record is from RefSeq and is a predicted model, not a curated record. The transcript has 6 exons. The coding region runs from base 292 to 1581 and encodes 429 amino acids.
GAGCUCCGGAGUCUAAAAAAUAUCACUCCACAGAAAUUAAUAGGGAUUUUUUUUCUCGCGGAGCUUAAUGUUAAAAUAAUUAUCUCUGGAGUUAAUUUUACUCCAGAGAUAAAAAUAAAUAAAAAACCGUCCGCAUUCACUCCGAAAAUGCACCAGCCAACAUAACAUUCAGUUUCAUUUAAAUAAAAUAUAAUUGCAAUUAUUAUCAAUAACAAUUUUAAAUUAAAAUGCGUCUGUUGAAAAACAAAUUAAAAAAAAAAAAAAAUUAAUUCUACACCAGCAGUAAUAAUAAUGAAGAAAUCACCUAUUGAAACGCACAGGCGUUAUCUGAACAAGGCCAUCACUAUUCUGAGAUAUUUUGGAGUUUUGACCUACGAUUCGUCCGCGUCGAUGCAUCUAAAAUUUUUAAAUAAUUUUAUGAGAAUAUUUAGCAAUGCUAUUGUUAUUAUUUUUGUUUCAACAAUGAUUGCUGAUCUUAUAGUGAAUUUCGAUGAUUUAAUGAUAUUCGCAGAUGAUGGAUGCUUUAUUGCAGGAUGGUUUGUGGCGUUUUCAAAAGAGCAAUUAACUUACAGUAAACGCCACCAAAUUUAUCAGCUAAUAAAUGAUAUCCACAAUCCUGUUGAUGUACUAAGUCAAUCUUCAGAUUUUGAAGUGCUGGUUAACGUGAAAGAGUGCAUGUUAUUUGAAGCAAUCGAUUGUUAUUUAAUGAUGAGUUUUGUCUUGGUUAUGAUAUCGAUUAUCAAUAUUAUAUCAGCUAUAGCUGGACAAUUACCUAGUAGAGCAAUAUUUCCCUUUGAUACAACAACGUCACCAUACUACCAGAUUGCAUUUUUUAUUCAAGCAUACAAUGUAGUUUAUCAUCUCGUUAAUUUAAUAUCUGUAGAAUUUAUCAGCUGGCAAUUGAUACGAUACACUACACUUCAAUUACGAGUACUGUCAUUUAAUUAUAAAAAUUGUAAAGGUGAUUCGAAAAAAAUUUUAUCUUUUGAUUCAACACGAAAAACUAUUGAUGCCAUUAAAUUAUAUAAUUUAUUUGAUAUCGAGGAUGAACAAAAAGAAAUAACUAGUUUUGUAGCACUUGAAGAUAAAGAAAUAAAUCAUAUUGAGAAUUCUUUUAAUUGGAGAUUUAAAACUUGUAUAAAUCAUCACCAGAGACUUAUUAGAAUUGUUAAAAAUCUCAAUGAUACUUUUCGAAAUUCCCUCAUGGUACAACUCAGUGGGAGUCUGUUGAUUAUUUGUUUGAAUGGUUAUCUAGCAGUUAUGUAUCCUCAUGAUAAAAAAGCAUUGAUCAGAGCUCUCAUGUAUUUACUAUCGGGAUUUACCCAAUUACUGUAUUGGUGUGCAUUUGGAAAUCAACUCAAAUUUCAAGCAGAUCAUUUGACGACAGGUCAGUGGAUGUGCGGGUGGGAAAACAAUUACGAUAGUGGUAUUAAAAAUCUUGUGACAACGGCAAUGAUAAAAACAAUGCAGCCACUGGAAAUACGUGCCGGGGGACUUUUCGUUUUAAACAUGGAAACUUUUAUAUCAAUUUUGAAGAGUUCGUAUUCUGUAUUCAUAUUAUUAACAACUGUUACGGAUUAAUGACGAUAAUCAAGUUCUUGAAUUCAAUAAUGGACUAAUUUCAUGACAUACUAUGAAAAUAAAAAUUCGAUACAUUGUCUUUAAAAUGAUAUGUAUACAACAAAUGUAAAAAAAUAUUUGA